Messenger RNA from Pseudo-nitzschia multistriata, 4223 nucleotides. The record is from the annotation of a GenBank genome assembly. Lineage: Eukaryota; Bacillariophyta; Bacillariophyceae; Bacillariales; Bacillariaceae.
CCAAAUCCUACAGAGAAGCGCAGUCUCGUUGCGCCACAAAAAUCCGAGAUUUUUUGGCGCGCGGAAGUUUUGGAUUCGCCGGAUAGGGUCGGUAGUGCUGCCAUCGAGCUACGGUCAGCACCGUAGGAGAUGGAGUCCGGCCGCCUGCCGCAUGUGCGGGCGCGCCUCAUUCGUGAGGGUCGUUUUGGCCGAUAUUGGGACACGGGCAGCUCGGCUCCGCGACGAAUUUGGUACGUCGGCAUCCGAUGCUCGGCCCCAUCUUUUGCCAGCCGACCCCUCUGGACCUAAUUGCUCUGCCAAUACGGAGCCGCCUGCACAACCCGCGCGUGGUUCAAAUACAAAAUCGUCCACUAAAAAUCCCAAAACAGGUCUCCCCCUUCGGAAGAACAAGGAAAUCACAUACAACCGAGGCGGUCCUCGAUGGCAAUGCACAUGCCCCACACAUACUCGUACAAGUACCCUACGGCACAAUACAGACUCCGCGGAACGUUACCGUACGUAUCCUUCCUCGGUGGUCGACCAAAAUAAAAUAGUAGAAGUAUUUGAAUUGCUGAAUCCACCAAGCGCCCCGGCAUUCGUACCGUACGACACCGAACACACAUCACCGACCUUUCCAUUUCCGUUUCGCACUCGUGCAUAGAGCAACCACGAGCCAAAGUCCAAAGCCGAAACACAGGAACAAAGGCAAAGCCGCAACCCCAUUUGAGUCGAUACAAACAAGCUCGUUGCCUUUUGGUCUGGCCAUUUCGUUGCCGUAUUCGUUGGGAUUCCUUGAACGCGAUCGAACCCCAGCCUGCUGUCCAGAAAGCACAUUCGAAGCACCGCACCGMACCGCAUCGAACAGAACAGAACACAAAAGAAUAAAACCAUAAUCCACCUCCCGGAAAUUCUUUCGAUUCCAUUGUUUCGGAGACGGAGACACGACAAAAGACGCACAAAAAAAACGCACACCGUCGAACCCAAUCAACCCAACCACAAGCAGAAUGGUCCAGGCACAAAGAUUCGUGGCGUCGGCAUUCGGGGGCCUCCUGGUGUCUCCCGCGUUCUUCCCCGGCCACAUCGGGCUCGCGGACGCGCAGCAGGCGGCCAUGUACCCGAACGACCUCUACCACUGCAACGAUCCCACCAACGAGGAAAACAAGCUGGCCUGCGACUUUGGCACCCACCGGUGGGACCUCGACGCCCUCGAUCCGAAGGCGCCACCGGACGAUUCCGGCCUCUGCUCGGAGCUCGUCGACAUUCUGGUCCGCGCCAAGGAGCAGGAGCAGGCCGCGGCCGGCCAGCUGUCCUCGCAGCAGCAGACCCUGCAGGCCGACAUUUUGGUCUGGGAGACCAUCAUGGAGACCUCGGUCGUCGAUUCCCUGGAACCCUGCGUGCUGUGGGCCAUGACCUACGGGCGUCUGAUGCGGUGGGGAUUCCCGUCGCCGCCUCCGGGUAAGCAGCACCAGGAGGUCCAGGUCCAAGAUUCCGGUGAGUCGGACGGGUGAAACAGAAACGGCCCGGUGCAACGCCGCACGGUGCCACGAUUUCGUCGUUGUUGUCGUCUUUUUUGUCGUUGUCAUCGUUGUCAUCGUUGUCGUCGCUCGCAUUCUCACCCGGUUUGGUGCCUCGUUCGUUUUCGUUUUCGUUUUCGUUUUCGUUUCAUCGAACAUCCACAGAAAACCCCGACCCCUCGGACGUCAGCGUCGCCUUCGAUACGAUCCUUUUGACCCUGGUCUGGGACCGCGGCCUCGCCGACCCCCUCCUGUACGACAGCACCCAGCUCCACCAACUCACCGGACAGCACAUGCUGGACUCCCUCAAGGCCGAGCUGGGACCGUCCGAGGGCCCCUCCGUCGUUGAGUUUCUGGAUCUGCGCGUGACGGCCGGACUCCCGGACUACGACACCCGGUCCCUUCCGCUGACGCUCACGGGCCGGGUGGUCUUCCGGGACUCCCGCCAGGCCCUCGGGCCCUCCAGCCUGCGCCGGGUCCUGCUCCACUCGGCCUUUGAGGAUCCGGAGGCCAUGGACCUCUACCUCUUCCGGUUGAGGAUUGCCUCCGAUCCAACCCUCAACGAGGUGGACACGGUGUUGGCGGGGCGGGAGGCCCUGACCGAGUUCAUCCUGCAGCAGGGCAAAAUCGACACGGACACGGACCCAUCCCGGUACGAGCUCGACCCAAAGAAGCCCGUCAUCGACACGAGCGAGAUGGACCUCUCGGAGGAGGACGAGGGAUUCGUUUCCAACCUGCUGAUUGCCAUUAUUUCGGCCGUGGUGGCCGCCAUUGUAGCGGUCUGCUGCUUUGCCUACUGCCUGAUCUGCCGGUCGCGGACCUCGGGACAGGCCUUCAAGACGCUGGAGGAACACAGCCUCGUCGACGAGGAGGUCCUGCCGCCUUCGGCCUUUGAGAAAAAGCUCCAGUCCCACGCCGACGACGGGGUUCCGGCCGUAAGAACGGCCUCCACCAAGGAAAUGGCGGACGACAACGAGGAGUACGACAUCGAGUACGUGACCGGGAGCCAGGUCGACGACGGGGUUUCUGACUACGAAAUGGAUACCCUUCCGCCCCCGUCUACAUACUUACCGGACACGGACGACGAGCGAAGCGUUCUCAUGAGUGUCAUGGACGGAUACGACGAAGAAAUCGCCGCGGAAACCUUUACCGACGAGGACCACGAAGACCACAAUUACGAAGAGGACACCCAGAGUGUUGGUUCCGAUGCCAACACCAGCUUGUAUUCGUACAUUCCCGACGACACCUCUCUUACGGCCAGUCUCGUCAAUCCAAGCGGUCCUUUGUACAAAAGCAGGAGCAACACCGGUGGAACCUUUGGCAGCGAGAAGGGCAAGGACUCGAAACCACAGACGCCCGAAACCACCGCGCAAACGGCCCAAAACAAGAGCCUUUUGUGGUCCGUCAUGGAUUCGCUCGACAAAUCACCGACCGCGGACACGGACAGCGACAAGGCCGAGGUCUAUAUCGAACACAGCUCCCGGAAACCCAGGAUUGCCAGCCCCCGCAGACCCAAGAUUACCAGCCCCUCGACCAUGCUUGGACCAUCGCCGAGUGACGACGACUCCCGGUCUCACGACUCGGACAGCCUGCUCUACGGCACCGAGGACGACCAGGAAUCGGGCCGCGUUGCUGCGGCCGUGCCGCACGGGCACAGCGAGGCAGAGCAAGAGCAACCACCGCAGUCCCAACCAGCCGCUCCCAAUGCACAAAAGAAGGAAGAGUUCGAGGAGCUUUGGAAGGACGAGGACGAAGCAGACGAGGCAGAAUCCGUCAUCGGAUUUUUCUCGCUGGUGCAAUCCGCGAGAAGAUCUUCCGAGGCUCCGACCGACGGCUCUCGUGCCGGCGCCGACGAAAACGAGAAUGCCGUAGAUACACCUCGCGGGGACGACGCCGAAACCAACGCGAAACCGACGGCUUAUGGUGCCAGUGACGAAGCGUUGGUGGAUCGGGUGCCCGAGAAGGAGGAAGAAGAAUCUCAAGACACGGAGGGCGAGAAAGACCCAAAACUGAGUCUGCCCCUUCCCACCCCGCUCGAAUCCACCCUGCAAGAAGAGACCAAGCCAACCACCGCUGUUCCAACAAUAUCGAGAAGCGCAGAUGAUUGCAGCGUGUCCGGAAGCAGCGUCUCCAGCACGGAUUCGUCGAAAUUUCGCUCCUUGCUCGGCCAGAGCGACACCAAUGAUGCGGCUCUGUUAUUUGGCAGACAACAAAAGGACGACACCCCCGAUGCCGAGGUUUCAAUGUCGUCAUGCACAUCCAACCAGUUAAAAUCUCUCUUGACGCGAAAAGGAGAAUCGGAUUCGAGCGACGAGGAGGCAGACGAUUUCUUGUUCAAGGAAACGGCUGUGCCAGAGACCAAGACUACGAGGAGGAUCGUGGUACAAGAGGAAGAAAAGAAAGAAGGAGACUUUGGAGACAACGACGAAGACCAGGAGCAUAGCAACAGGAUGUAUCUACCAGCUGCGAUCCGACCAAACGCAUCAAGCACUCCCAGAGGAGCAAGAUCUCCAGAAAUGCACAACAACGACGACGACGCUACUGUUUACAGCGUUCUCAGCGAAGCUCCGAGUGUCGACGAGUCCAUUGGAUCAGAAAUGGGAUGGUUUUAAGAACCUACUGAUACGAUUUGUGUAUGAAAAACUAGGAAAAAUCAUAAAUGUUUGCAACAUUCACUACUUCGUAAUGGUGCGAUAUGCUGUACAAAGCAACUAAAACCAUGUUUAAUGA